Messenger RNA from Rhagoletis pomonella (apple maggot), 1227 nucleotides. RefSeq lists its product as uncharacterized. Lineage: Eukaryota; Metazoa; Arthropoda; Insecta; Diptera; Tephritidae. Gene Ontology annotation, molecular function: catalytic activity. The transcript is spliced from 2 exons. Bases 410 to 1219 code for a protein of 269 amino acids. The record is from RefSeq and is a predicted model, not a curated record.
GUAUCUAAGUCUGAGGCGAUUGGGAUGUACAAUUUAAACAAUAAUAACCGUUUCUCAGCUCUAGAAAACUAUGAGGGAAAUUUUCCACAGUUAGAAGCAAAAAGUACAGCAAGGAUCAACAAUGAUGAAACAGUAAAUAGAAAACUCACUACAUAUAAAUACAAUUAUGUAGUUAGAAAUCAUCAAACCCACACAACAGCUACACCUAACCAUUCCAAAAUCUUGCCGAAAGCUACAACCAAAACACAACCCGUCUAUGAAAUGCCGAAUUGGUCUAAGGUCACAGAGAUUGAAAAGCUUGUAAAUCUCCUUAUACAAAGGUACGACAUUGACGUUAAUGACCCCUUGGUUAACCUAAUUCGCAAUAUAGGCGCAGUACACAUUGAAGACAAAACUCCAAGUAACAAAGAUGACAAGUCCAAUAAAAAUAUUACAAUAUAACGUACAAAGCCUUAAAAGUAAUAAAAACUAUGUAGACUUCUUUAACACUAGUAAUAACAUUGAUAUAGUCUGCCUUCAGGAAAUUUUUUCGCAUGACAACCAUACAACUCAACACAAUUUAAUGAACUUCAACUUACUCAGAAAGACUAGAAUCGAUGGAUAUGGUGGCGUAGGAAUCGGAUUUAAAAAAGUACUUUUUCUUAACAAUCAUGAAAACGUUAUUAUAGCAGGAGACCUCAACGCUAGGCAUCAAGUGUGGGGAGACAGAAUAUGCAACACCAAAGGAAAAAUAGUUGUUGACGAAAUCAGGAACACCAAUCUCCAGUGCAUCAACAGUGGAGCAAUCACUCACCGCACCGGUAACAGUGCAGGAACGGCAAUUGACAUAACUCUGACCAACAUUAACAGCAGUUACACAAAAUGGCACUGUCAACAAGUCCAUUUGGGAGGCAGUAAGCAUUUCCCCAUCAUCGUUGAGGUCACUAAUAGCAGCAAAAAGCCCAACUAUUUCAUCCCCAAGGAACGACUCGCCCAGGAACUUGCUCAGUUAAAAUUCUCUGACUUAGAAAAUAUCACGACAGAAAUAGACAGCGUUAGGAACAGGAUUAAAAUUGACUUGAACACAUCCAGGCGUACCCCUAAAAACUGGUGGAGUGAUGACCUCAAAAAACUGUACAGAUUACAUGUCGCUAAACGCAAAAAAGCUAAUCAUACUAACAAUGUUGAAGACAUGGAAGGGCCAAUUAUAGCAACUAGUGACUGGAAAGAAGCGGUGUAGGCGGCAAA